Molecule: messenger RNA, 1510 nt
Organism: Panicum hallii
Lineage: Eukaryota; Viridiplantae; Streptophyta; Magnoliopsida; Poales; Poaceae
Product: probable protein phosphatase 2C 41
Exons: 6
Coding region: 330-1184 (284 amino acids)
Biological process (GO): protein dephosphorylation
Cellular component (GO): nucleus; cytosol
Molecular function (GO): protein serine/threonine phosphatase activity
Source: RefSeq, a predicted model, not a curated record
AAAGGCCCUCCCCAUAGACUUCCUUGUCCCGACGCGCAAACCCGAAGAAAAAUCAAUUUUUAAUAAAAACGGAAGCCUCGGAGAGAAGCUCGGCUUCUUCACUUCCUCGACCGCUCAAAGCUCCGGCCUUCGCAAUCCUCUUCCUUCCACGAUUGGGUGCGAUAUUCCAUGAAAAGGGCGCGAUUUCGGGAGGACCGUCCUGAGCGAACUCGACCGGUGUCUCCUGGGAAGCAUCGUUGGCUGUGGGGGACUUCUGAGUUUUCUCCCCUUUUCUCUUAUUUUUAUAAAUUUCAGUUGCUGGAUUGGAACUGAGAGGGAGUCCAGAACAUAUGGCAAGGUUUUGCUGCUUCGGUGCCGGUUUCUCAGAGUUUACCGGGCACGGGUCAACAGCAUCUGGUAAAGGGAAAGGCCGCCAGGGCCAAGUCAAGGUCUGCUAUGGCUAUAGCCUUGUAAGAGGGAAGACAAAUCAUCCAAUGGAGGACUACCAUGUCGCCAAUUUUGUUGAAGCAAAGGGAAGCGAGCUCGGUCUUUUCGCUAUUUUUGAUGGUCAUCUAGGAGAUACCGUUCCUGCGUACUUACAGAAGAAUCUGUUUUCAAAUAUUUUGAAUGAAGAAGAAUUUUGGACACAUCCAGAUAGAGCGAUCACAAAAGCUUAUGAAAAAACAGACCAAGCUAUUCUGUCACAUACUCCAGACUUGGGACAAGGCGGCUCCACUGCUGUAACUGCCAUUCUUGUAAACGGCAGGAAGUUGUGGGUAGCUAAUGUUGGGGAUUCGAGAGCUGUUCUUUUGAAAGGUGGUGAACCCAUACAGAUGUCAAUAGACCAUGAUCCGAAUGUUGAGCGUAGUGUAAUUGAAAAUAGGGGUGGCUUUGUUUCAAACAUGCCAGGAGAUUGCCCCCGAGUAUGUGGUCAGUUGGCUGUCUCCAGAGCUUUUGGAGACAGGAAUCUAAAAGCACUCCUGAGAUCAGAGCCUGAUAUAAAAGUUGAAAACAUAGAUCACACCGCUGAGCUACUUGUCCUUGCAAGUGACGGUCUUUGGAAGGUGAUGAACAAUCAGGAAGUCGUUGACGUCGCCAAAAGGUUCAAGGAUCCAUAUGCAGCCGCCAAGCAAUUAAUCGCCGAAGCAUUAAAAAGAGACAGUAAAGAUGAUAUAUCAUGCAUAGUUGUUCGGUUCAAGGUGUAAAUCGAUCGCAGCUGACACACUGGGGGUUGUGAUCAAGAGCAGAAAAAUGAUUUAUACGGUGCAACUUAGGCUGCCUUACGAUGGCUGUGGUAGUCCAAAGAAUAAUUAGUUAAUUACUGGGUUGUUUGGUUGUAAAUGAUUUUUUCCGGCUCCAUUGCAUGUUCAUAUAUAAAUAUGCUAGGAUUCUUCGUUUGGAGAUUCAAAGGUACAAUUGUGAGGAGGCCUUAGAGCUAUGUAAAUAGCUAUCAUCUGUAAAUAAUGGUUGCAGAUAUUGGAAGUUAACCCUGUGGUCCAUUAUGAAUUUGUGAAAGUAGAUUGAGAGUUGA